AUGUCAACUUCUAAGCCACCAUCAUUCUUCGUCUCUCUUCCUGUCGUCUCUCUUAGCUCCUCCACCGACUUUUAUAAGUCUCUUAACUUCACCCCUCUUGAUGAUUACUCGGACGACGACACCGUGGCAUUCCGCUUCCCUUACAAGUCCAACGCCAAUAUCUGUCUCAUGAUACACUCUACCUCGCGGUUUGAACAAUUCAUCCGCCGUGGUUCAAAAAUUGUACAUGCAAAGGAGGUUACUGGCGCCAUAUACACCUUAGGUGUGCCGAAUAAGGAAGAUGUAGAUGGGUUUCUGGAAAAGGCUGAAAAGGCGGGUGGCAAGAAAGACCCUUUUGAAAUGAAGGAGUACGGGAAAGACUUGGGACUAUAUACGAGAAGUUUCGAGGACCUGGAUGGGCAUAUCUGGGAAGCAACAACAAUGUUGAAUGAGAAGGCGAAGGAGAAAGCAUGA
Molecule: messenger RNA, 453 nt
Organism: Trichoderma breve
Lineage: Eukaryota; Fungi; Ascomycota; Sordariomycetes; Hypocreales; Hypocreaceae
Exons: 1
Coding region: 1-453 (150 amino acids)
Source: RefSeq, a predicted model, not a curated record